Molecule: messenger RNA, 318 nt
Organism: Linum tenue
Lineage: Eukaryota; Viridiplantae; Streptophyta; Magnoliopsida; Malpighiales; Linaceae
Source: the annotation of a GenBank genome assembly
AUGAUCCACUUCCGCUGCUCGCCUACUCCUACAAGGCUACAACAAGUUCCUCCAUCUCACAGCAAGUACGACGUGUCCUGCAUCUCCACCAUAGCCAAUGUCGCCAACGAGGACAAGAAAAAGACUACCUCCACGCUGUUCCAGCCCGUCUUCCCGAUCGGCGAGCUUAACACCGCCGGGUUCCUGCACGUGCAGACCCAGUGCCACCUGCGGACUUUUUACAACAAGGAUUACAACGACUCGAUUAACUACAUUGCUUGUGUCUACACAAAAGACGGUGAUGGGUUCCACCGAUAUGAGUUCGCGCCAGUGAGUUAG